UCUACUGAUCAACCCAUCAGUAAUGAAUUACAUGAUAUGCGACAAAUAUGGUUGCUAAUGAUUUCACUGACAACCUAGCUGUAUGUUUUGUUCUAUUUUAUUUUUUUCUUUUCAGAACAUCAAGCUCUUACCAAUGAUGUAUAUUUAAUAGAUGGUAACCAGACCAGCCCAACAGCUAAUCACAUUGCUUGAAAAUGCCAUAUGCUGUAGGCGCUGCAGAAUGUUACAACAAUAUUAUUUUGAGAAAAUGAAAAAGUCAUUUAUCACAAUGAUUCAGAAUUUAUGCACCAUUGAUUACCAGUUGAAAACAAUUCAAAACCAGUUACAAAGGUCACCAGCCACAGAAUUUAAGGUGGAUCACAUCAUUUUAGUGACAAAUUAUCUCCUAUAUCUCACAGAACUCACAACAAAACAGAUUGUUUUUUACCCAUAUGUUGGACAUCUGUCAAACAAUUUCCAGAUCAAACCUUGCUAAGGUAUCUACAGUGGCAGUGGCAAAUGAAGCUGAAGACAACUAAAGUGCAACAAGUGUUGGCCCAUGCCAUAAUAUCCACAAGAUUUCAUAAUUUUUCCUUUAUUGCAUUGUGUUGUUGUGUUUUUGUGUUUUUGAUCUAAAGCAAACAAAUGUUGGCCCAUGGCGUAAUAUCCACAAGAUUUCAUACUUUUUCCAUUUUUGCGUUGAUUUCUUCUGUUCAUGUUAAAGCAGACAACGAAC
Messenger RNA from Pocillopora verrucosa, 715 nucleotides. RefSeq lists its product as uncharacterized. Lineage: Eukaryota; Metazoa; Cnidaria; Anthozoa; Scleractinia; Pocilloporidae. The record is from RefSeq and is a predicted model, not a curated record.